UGUGAGGUUCUGAAUCACACACGUGUCUCUCUGCCCAGCCUGAUGGAUAGACCUUCAUCUGACCUUCACCUGGUACUUUGUCUCCUGGCACUUCUCUGCAUCCAUGGGAAAGGUCAAGUUGUAACGGGCUUGAACCCCCCAUGUGAAACUCAGAUGAUGGUCCAGAGAGGCACGGUAUGGAAAGCUGUCCCGCAACAGCACCUGACAAUCAACUGCACCAUGAAAUACUGCAGGGAGCCGCCACAUGUCAUCUGGUGUAAACUUCAGGACACAGACACAUGUGCACCAGUAAAUGAUACAGGGAAUAUUGGAACAAGACAAACUGACUUCUACGACAAGAAUAAACUGAUCUCGUUUUUGAAUUUCAAACCAGUCUCCAUCCAUGAUGAGGGCUUAUACAGAUGUGAAACAAAAGGAUCCGUAUAUUUACUCAGCCAUACAAUCAAUGUCACAUUUUCAGAUGUCUCACCUGACUCACCAAAUGUCAGUGAUGAUGAGGUGUCCAGUCUGCCCUGGCUGCCCUACAUCAUCAUCAGUAUUAGUGUUGUGCUUCUGGUCUUCAUAGUGAUUGUGGCCACCCUACUGAGCUUUUACCGCUGUAACCGAUUGAUGAACAACCAGACAAAGGGCGAGGAAAUAUCCACUCUUAUGCUACCUGACAUCCCCAAAGACACCAUUCCCUCUGCUCCUGUCCUGCAAGCCCACAUGUCCAAUCUGUAUGACAACUACCCUCGCAACAACACCGGGACAUCACAUUCCCUGAUGACAGGAGGAAGCCGGCCUGUGGAAAGCACAGCAGGAGAGGAUCAAAGGUCAGGCUAUCUAGUGUACGCCACCCUCAACCACCCUCCCUCUGGGACGCCUGUCCGAGCCCCGCACACCACAACUCAACAAGAUGAACACACAGACUAUGCUGCCAUCAGAUUCUCUUGAGCCGUUUUUCAUUGUCUCUCCCAUAAAGGUUGGAUUUUAUGACUUCUUUCUCACACACAAAUAUUGCAUCCAGUGUAGACGAAAGCAGAUAGACAAUGCAUGGGAACACGCACACACCACUUUGUGCUGGUGUCAUGGAAACAGGGAAAAAGUUUAACCAGUGAGCAGAGGAGGCUGUGGUAAUGUGGAGGUCGGAGAGCUGCAGUGUGUCAUCCUAAAUAAAUCUUUCAUUGUGUGACAUCAGUUGUGUUUGAGCAGCUAAAAUAGCAUUUUUUGGCUUGUCACAAGCCACUUGUUGUAUUUCGCCCAUGUGAGCUUUGAGUAGAUUUCAGUAGAUGGAUGCCUUUUUUAAUCUAUUUAUAUAAAUGACUUUAUUUGAUGUAAUCUGUAUUUGUUGAUCAAAACUUUCUAGGUUUGUAUUUAAAGAAAAGAGCAGUUUGUGAGAAUGUGAUUUUGACAGGUGUACUGUAUGUGCGUUGGCUGCGCCUGUGCUUGUAACACAAGUGCUGUGGUUUGGGGGCUUUCCGUCGCUUGUACAGCAAUGUUCCACUGUGCAUUAUAAGCCCUGACUUUCCAUACGUAGAUUUUCUAAUGUGUACGUGGGGCUGCGGAAACGUAAUGUACUUUAAAUGGAAAAUGAAGGUGGUGCUUCUUAUUUCGUUCGGUGUAGUUCAUACUGUGCGUCUCUCUGUUGAGAUGACUAAUUUACAGAUGACUAUUUUAAUGAGGGAAUAAUUUGCCCCCUUACUCUUCUGAAGUUUUCCAUGACACAUCUCAUCUCACCGUGCGUGGCCUGUGUACCAGAUAUAGACCCCAACGCUUAACACCGUCUCUAGAUGUAGCAGGGCAGGGUGUACUCUUGAAGCUAAACCACACCAUAGUGUGGGUUAAUCUCAAAGAACAGGAAGUUCAGGUGGUGCGGUUGGGUAAGGGGGGGGGGGUUGACUGUUGUUUUUGUGUUAUGAGCGACCCCACUCUCGGUUGACAACAGAUGGUUCAUAAAAAUGCCUAAAUGUUCAAUCAUUCCAUGUAGGAACACAUCCCAUGUUCUAAUUCACAUUAGAAGGCGAAAAGAAACAAAUUUUUUUGCAGAAAGUAUAUAUAUAUUUUUUUAAUUAAACAGAAAAAUGUGACAAUAUGCUGAUAAUGAU
Molecule: messenger RNA, 2084 nt
Organism: Myripristis murdjan (pinecone soldierfish)
Lineage: Eukaryota; Metazoa; Chordata; Actinopteri; Holocentriformes; Holocentridae
Product: B- and T-lymphocyte attenuator-like
Exons: 5
Coding region: 43-933 (296 amino acids)
Biological process (GO): immune response-regulating cell surface receptor signaling pathway
Cellular component (GO): plasma membrane
Molecular function (GO): signaling receptor activity
Source: RefSeq, a predicted model, not a curated record